GUUAGAAGAGCACGACUCUCUUCGUCCCCUCUCCCCUCCCCUCGCUUCGUCUCUCUUGCGACUCCGCCCGAUCGCCGCCCUGAUCCCAAUCGAGAGCAGCGUGAUCAAGCCGCCGGCGAGGGAAGCGGAGGCAGCACACCCUUUCUCUGGAAAUCUUAGAUCCCCGUUUUUCUCUCUCUUCCUUCCUUUUCCGGUUCCUCCGUCCCUUCACGACGCCGUGCUUGGAUCGGACAGCGGACCCUCCGAUCGAACCUCCAACGCGCUGUGGUGCUCGCCUACUCUCCGUCCGGACUCAGAUCGCUACAAAACCCAUGGUUUCUGGUACAAUCAAGAGCCAGAUGGAAGCUAAGGAUGGCAGUUGGUAUAAGAAUGUUCGUGAAAUAUAUGCUGAUGCAAGAUUGGUUUUCACUAAUGCAAUGAAACACAAUGAUGAUCAAAGUGAUAUUCAUGUUAUGGCAAAAUCAUCGCUGGAAAAUUUUGAAGAGAAGUGGCUGCAAUUGCUACCUAAAGUUGUUGAAGAGGAAGCAAGACAAAAAGAUGAAGGAGCUCAAAAUCUUUCAAAUAUUCGUAAUUCUCAAAAGGCUGCAUAUGCAAAAAUAGCUAGAGAGACAUAUAAUGAGCUUGAUGAACUCAAUUCACAAUUGGAAGAUCUAAGGGCGAGGAUAAUAGAGAAAUGCAGAAAAAUGACUACAGAGGAGAAAAGGAAACUUGGGGUUGGCCUGAGCACUUUAUCCCCUGAAGAUCUUAACAUGGCUUUAGAAAUUAUAACUGAAGACAAUCCUAGUUUCCAAGCCACUGGCGAAGUAGUGGACCUCGAUUUGGAUGCGCAGAGUGAAACCACAUUGUGGAAGCUCAAAUUCUUCAUGAAGAGGGUAUUAGAGAAUCAAGCAAAGAACUCUGUGGUAAAGGCUAACGACAACUUGAAGAGAAAGAGAGAGAUUAUUUGCAAAGCUUUGGUGAAGAGUGCAGCGAAGAAGAGAAACAAAUAGCUUUCGGUGUUAUGAUGUUGCUCGAUGUCACACAUGUAAAUGCAACUAACUUUUGUUGGUGAAGAAAUUUAGUUGGAACUUCUGAAACAAGUUGCCUUUUUUGUUGCCCAAGAUGUUUGAAAGAAGUUUUUGCCUUUAAACAGCUUUUGCUGGUGGUACUUCUGGCAUAUCGAAAAAAGUUCAAAUCAAGUUUAGCAAUGCGGUCAUGUAUGUUGGUUGCGUAAUAAUUUGUAUUGUUUGCUCUGAUGGCAGUGCAAA
This is a messenger RNA of Zingiber officinale, 1247 nucleotides long. Its product is annotated as transcription factor GTE1-like. The transcript has 6 exons. Gene Ontology annotation, molecular function: protein binding. The coding region runs from base 312 to 989 and encodes 225 amino acids. The record is from RefSeq and is a predicted model, not a curated record. NCBI's taxonomy places the organism in Eukaryota, Viridiplantae, Streptophyta, Magnoliopsida, Zingiberales, Zingiberaceae.